AUGUCAGUUGUAAAUGUAUAUGCAACAUCUGCAACGACAGAAAAUCUAUCUCGGCAUGAAAUGCUCAUGUGGGUAAACGAUUGCUUGCAGUCAAAUUUUGCAAAAAUUGAAGAAAUGCAUACGGGUGCAGCUUACUGUCAAUUCACAGAUUUCCUGUUUCCUGGUUCAAUACAAUUACGGCGGGUGAAAUGGAACAGCAGAUUAGAAUUGGAUUGGUUAAGUAACUGGAAGUUACUGCAGACGUCAUGGAAAACACUAGGUGUUGAUAAAAUUGUUCCUGUGGAGAAACUUAUCAAGGGAAAAUUUCAGGACAAUUUCGAGUUCUUGCAGUGGUUUAAAAAAUUUUUUGAUGCAAAUUUUGAUGGGCACGAAUAUGACCCAUUGGAAGCUCGGAGUGGCGAACCAUUGCCAUCUGAUGUAAAAGCCAAUGCACCUUCACGAAUGCCUGCGAAGUCUUCAGCUCCACCAGUUAAGAAAUCAACCCUUUCGGCGUCAAAUGCUUCUAUGAAUAAAGGUGAAGUACGGAAGGCACCAGUUCUUGGAGGGAAGCACAACCCAACUCGAACAGCUGCACCGCUUAUUACAACUACCGUUGCGCGAGCUACUGCACAUCCUAUUCAACCCGUAGUAGAUCCUCAGGUAGUGGCGAAUUUAAAACGCGAAUUGGAGGAAGCCAAGGGACAGAUAGCUGAAGGUGACAAUGUGAUAGUCAGUCUUGAAAAGGAACGUGACUUUUAUUUUUCGAAACUGCGACAGAUUGAAGUAAUAUGUCAAGACAAUGAGCAGAUUGGAACCAUUGAUGUAGCCCGUGUAAUUGCGAUAUUGUAUGAAACGGAAGAAGGAUUUGCACCGCCGGACGAGAACGAGGUUGAGAACGGAGAUGAAAUCUACUGA
Messenger RNA from Brugia malayi, 894 nucleotides. RefSeq lists its product as uncharacterized. The record is from RefSeq and is a predicted model, not a curated record. Gene Ontology annotation, biological process: protein localization to microtubule plus-end; spindle assembly; regulation of microtubule polymerization or depolymerization. Gene Ontology annotation, cellular component: microtubule organizing center; microtubule plus-end; spindle midzone. The coding region runs from base 1 to 894 and encodes 297 amino acids. Gene Ontology annotation, molecular function: microtubule plus-end binding. NCBI's taxonomy places the organism in Eukaryota, Metazoa, Nematoda, Chromadorea, Rhabditida, Onchocercidae. The transcript has 7 exons.